Messenger RNA from Anneissia japonica, 1909 nucleotides. Its product is annotated as succinate dehydrogenase assembly factor 2, mitochondrial-like. Lineage: Eukaryota; Metazoa; Echinodermata; Crinoidea; Comatulida; Comatulidae. The record is from RefSeq and is a predicted model, not a curated record. Gene Ontology annotation, cellular component: mitochondrion. Gene Ontology annotation, biological process: mitochondrial electron transport, succinate to ubiquinone; tricarboxylic acid cycle; protein-FAD linkage.
GUGUCAGCUGUUGUGAAUUCUAAACAGGUUUCCAACCAGACAUCUUUAGGGGAACCUUCUAUUCCAGAAUGGAAGAAACCUGAAAAUGAAGAUGAGAACUUAACCAGAGCAAGAUUGUUAUAUCAAAGCCGGAAGAGAGGAAUGUUGGAAAAUGGUCUUCUUCUAAGCUCAUUUGCAGACCAGUACUUAGCUACCAUGACAAGCAAACAGCUUCAUCAGUAUGACGUACUAAUAAAUAAGCCAUCUAAUGACUGGGAUAUCUAUUAUUGGGUAACAGGUAAUUUAGAGACACCAGCUGACUAUGAUUGUGAAGUAAUGGAUCUCCUUAAAGAACAUGCUAAGAAUGCCAACAAGGAAUCAAGAAUUACACAACCAAAGCUAAAAGCUAAAUGAAUAUCCUAACUAUUAUUAGAAGAAAAAAAAAACAAUUACAGGGCAGUAUGGGUUAGUUAGCUAAGCUGGUGUGUGCGCGCAGAACCAUGCAGGUCCAUAUGAGUGGACUUACUCAGUGUGACCAUGAUAAUACUUGUUGGUCCUGAUGGUGAGGACAGUGUGUUACUUCUUCCUGAAGAAUUUAGUGUAUUCUUUAAUGUGGACAUGAGCUAUGUUGCUCACAGGACCAACAGUGACUCUUCGGAAAGAGGGUGCACAUUUUAAAACUUGCACUUUAGCCCUUCAGCAGUGAAUGGAAUUUGGCUGGGUACCAAAGUUUUCAAAUGGAUGUCCACGGUUUGGUGCACACACCAAGGCUACCACCAGUCUAUAGAGACUGGAUGCAAUCCUACUUCUGUGUUUCUAUUGGAGCACUGAAAAAAUGUUGUAAAGUAUAUGUAGAGCUUGACUUUGUUAUUUUCUGUGCAUCAUAGCUUUUGUCCCUGAGUGAAAACAGUAGGGAAGUUUCUCCUGGUGUACAGGCUAACUAAACCAAUGCAGUGAACUAGACAUUGUGAACAACAUAGUAUUAGCUGUAUACCGUGACACAUUAUUUUCAGGCCUAUACAUUUUUAUCUUUUAUAAACAUUUUUAUUAUGCGAGAGAUAAUACAUAGUAGGUCUGGCGCAUUAUGCGUGAUAGACUUGCCACAAUUCUAUAAUUUAUAGACCUUUCAGAGAUUGCCACCAGUGUCUGGUUUUCAGUUAUGUUGUUGAAUUUGGAUGGGUAAAGACACAUUCUGCUAGGUUGGUCAUGUGACAUACCGUAUAGUGGGUAUCAGUUGUAAAGAUGCAACACGAGAGACGCUGUGUAAUAGGAAAGCAACACCUUGUGGAAUGUGUUUAUUAGAACCCAGAAAAAAAGUAUAGUAUGGAAAGCCAUUGGUGCAAAGAAGUAAUAUGGAAUGCCGAAAUUUAGGAACGUGUGAGAGUUGGCAGGGGUAAUAUACUGUAGAAAGUUUUAAUAGAAAACUAAAUAGAAAAUUAUACAUAGAAUUGAAUUAUUCAAGCCUAAAGUUUACAAGUUUAAUGAUUUAGUUGGUUUUUAAAUAUAGUUAUAAAAAUGGAUUAUUUAAACUGAGUUUAUUUGUAAUGUUAUGAAUCUCAUUUAUUCCUCUCCUAAAUGAAGAUAAAUUUGUGAUGAAGAGACAGACUAUACGUAAGUGAAUAUAUCAAUUAAAUUAUAAUUCAUUAAAAAUGAAAUUCAAAUUCAAACAUGAUUACUGUAUCUUUCCUCCAUGAUUAUAUCCUGGAUUAUGUAUUUAAUAUUUUCUUUUCAUUUGGUGAGACUUUUUUAUGCCUUGUUUUGCGAACUUAUUUUAAAGAUCACGGAUGGAAAAAGAUAAAAAUAAAAUUUUGUUUUCUUAUUAGCAAAUGGUAUUGCCAAAAACAUGUAGAUGGAAGAAAAAAUAAAAAUUAUAAUUUAUUGUUGAAUGUAAACAGUGUAGUAAUGGAUGAUUAAAUUAUUUAAGUUUAAA